CCCUACAUUUAGAAAAACUUUUCUCCGCGCUCUCACUAGAUUCUCUCUCUAUUCAAUUUGGGAAAUAGAAAAAGAGAAAAAACAAAAAUCAUCAAGAAAUGGCGUCAAACCAAAGCACAGAAGGAGAUUCAAAACCAGAUGAUCAACAGAUUUUCGAGACUAAACUCAUAGAUUACAAUGGAUUUCAAUUACGGAUCGUCGCUCAAGAUAAGAAUGGACCUUGUCCUCUCAUUGCUGUCUGUAAUGUUCUUCUAUUAAGGCAAAAGUUCCACUUGGUUAGCUUAACAGUAUCAGCUGACACAUUACUUGAACAUGUUGCUGAUCAACUGUGCCAGGGUGCUGCGUCCGUUGCUAGGGAUCAAAAUCAAGAUUUAAGCCAAGCUUUAGAGGCUCUCCCUCGCUUUAGGACUGGGAUUGACGUCAAUUUUAGAUUUAACAAGAUUGAUGGUUUUAUAGACAUGCCAGAGCUUGCAGUUUUCCGCCUUCUUAAAAUUCCACUUUAUCAUGGCUGGAUGGUUGAUCCACAGGAUUCUGAUACUGCAGAGGCAUUUGGAUCGAAGCCUUACAACAGAAUUAUUAAAGAGGUUGCUGACUUCCGCGCAAGAUAUGCCGGGGGUGAAGAAAAGAAUGUCCUAUUAGAAGAUGGUGGUUUCCACCAGAAGGGGAAAGGAGAUUUAGAAGAACAAAAAGCUCUCCAUAAAGCCUUGGCAUUGUCUUCAGUUUCAGAAUCCGCUGAGCUGGAUGAAUCUGGGUGUUCUUUGCAUCUUGACAAAGCAGGCCACCUUAGUGCUUGUGACAUUACUGCGAUUCUUGGUCCAUCUGCAACUAAUGGUGUCAACUCAAGCAUGGAUGUCAGAGGACCUGUGGAUGAACGUGAGGUGGUUGUGGCCAAGCAAGUUGAAAGAGUCUGUGAAAAUGAUUCUGACAUAGAUCUUUCUCCUUUCAUUAUUAGAGCAAGAGGAUUGCUGAUCGAUACGUUUUUGGAAAACAAUAAAAACCAAUUGACCAUUUAUGGUCUUUGUGCUCUACAAGAAGGUCUAGCGGACGGUGAACUGUGUGUCUUUUUCUGCAGCAAUCACUUUAAUACCAUGACAAAGUGUAAAAAUGAGCUUUAUGUCUUAGUUACUGAUCAAGGCUACGUUAGCCAAACUGAUUUGGUGUGGGGGAAGUUAAAUGAGGUCAAUGGGGAUACAGUUUUCUUUACAGGCGACUUCAAAAUAUUUAGGCAGGAAGCUUGGAUUAAGGACUCUUGGGAUGAGCAGAAAGCAUUGACCGCGACAAAUAACUAUCUUGCUAGCAGUAAAAGUUCAGCUCUAAGUAACGAUGAGCAACUUGCGACUGAGUUUCAAAGGAAAAAGUACAAAAGCAAGCUGCAACGUCGACCUACUUCAAAACCUGCUUCAAGAGUCACCACUGGUCUCCAGGUCGAGCCUGGUCACCCAGAAGAUCUAUUUGAUGGUGCAGAUGAUUACUGGAAUGACUCAGGAUUCUGAAGGAAGUACACUCUCACCUCCUAUAAAACAUUACAAGACCCAUGAAAGCUAAUAGGAACAGUCCUAUGAAACAAACGUUUAUGAAUCAGUUGGAACUUGUCAUGUUUCUUCAUCUUCUUUCAUUCUUUGUCUUUGAAUCUUGGCGUGAUAGUAAUUCCUCAAGAGCAGCGUCAUUAGAAUUGUCAUAUAGAGGCGUGAACGCUUUUAUUUAGGUUUUAUAGGCUCAUUUUCUAUACACCUCCAAGAUUAUUUUUUUUUGGUUUCCUCGUCCUUUAGCAACAUAUUCCUAUAUCUAGAAACUUCUGAGUGCUGAUGUAAGAUGAGAUGUGGCAAAUGAAUUUUCCUUCAAGAUGCUUGUGAA
Molecule: messenger RNA, 1854 nt
Organism: Papaver somniferum (opium poppy)
Lineage: Eukaryota; Viridiplantae; Streptophyta; Magnoliopsida; Ranunculales; Papaveraceae
Product: ubiquitin carboxyl-terminal hydrolase MINDY-1-like
Exons: 13
Coding region: 99-1493 (464 amino acids)
Biological process (GO): protein K48-linked deubiquitination
Cellular component (GO): cytosol; cell periphery
Molecular function (GO): cysteine-type deubiquitinase activity; K48-linked deubiquitinase activity; cysteine-type carboxypeptidase activity
Source: RefSeq, a predicted model, not a curated record